Molecule: messenger RNA, 920 nt
Organism: Amphimedon queenslandica
Lineage: Eukaryota; Metazoa; Porifera; Demospongiae; Haplosclerida; Niphatidae
Product: NAD(P)H-hydrate epimerase-like
Exons: 5
Coding region: 51-848 (265 amino acids)
Cellular component (GO): mitochondrion
Molecular function (GO): NAD(P)HX epimerase activity
Source: RefSeq, a predicted model, not a curated record
AUUAUUUGCUAGGCCUAGGAAGGGACUGCGCCCCGGGUGAAAUUUGUAGAAUGUCUGUGUGGGUUGGUUCACGUUUGUUAAGAUUCUUGAGCUCUAGUAGGUACUUCAGUCUCAGCACUCUCAAACAAGGUCACAGAUCAAUGGCUACUGGCGCUUCUAACGUAACAUAUCUUGGACAGGAAGCAGCUCAACAGUUUGACAAUGCUCUAUUUUAUGACUAUGAAUAUUCAAUAGAUCAAUUAAUGGAAAUAGCAGGAUUAUGUUGUGCACAAGCAUUGGCUAAGGUGUAUCCAAAGAAACCUUCAAAAGUAUUGAUUGUAUGUGGUCCUGGUAACAAUGGAGGUGAUGGAUUAGCUGCAGCAAGACAUCUUCUCUCUUUUGGUUACAAUGUGAAUAUAUUUUAUCCCAAAAGGACCAAUAAGCCAAUAUAUAACAUUCUCGUGACCCAAUGUACAAAACUAUCCAUUCCAUUCUUGACAGAGCUGCCUUCACCUGAAGAUAUAAAUGCCCAAUACAGUAUUCUGUUAGAUGCUAUCUUUGGCUUCAGUUUUAAAGGCUCUGUACGUUCUCCAUUUGAUCAUGUUUUAUCAGUACUGCAAAAGUGUCAGGUACCUAUUUGCUCUGUGGAUGUUCCUUCAGGAUGGGAUGUAGAAAAAGGUGAUGUGACUGGAAGUGGUCUAAACCCUGACGUGUUGAUUUCAUUAACUUGUCCUAAAAUAUGUGCUAGAUAUUUUACUGGCCGUCACUUUCUUGGAUUACGUGUUGUUCCUCCAGAGCUUGCUCAAAGGUUCAAUGUAAAGUUACCUUCAUAUCCUGGUACUGAUCAAAUAACUGAAAUAUUACCUUAGUUUAACAUUUAGUUUAAUUCAUGUAAUUCUUAAUUUGACAAUAGAAGUCACUUUCUUGUUUGAUUUAAGUUA